Cyclopterus lumpus (lumpfish) is the source of this 1855-nucleotide messenger RNA. It is a transcript of the gene slc26a6.1, whose product is annotated as solute carrier family 26 member 6. Gene Ontology annotation, molecular function: secondary active sulfate transmembrane transporter activity; chloride transmembrane transporter activity; oxalate transmembrane transporter activity. Gene Ontology annotation, biological process: transmembrane transport. The coding region runs from base 71 to 1801 and encodes 576 amino acids. The record is from RefSeq and is a predicted model, not a curated record. Gene Ontology annotation, cellular component: membrane. The transcript has 17 exons. Lineage: Eukaryota; Metazoa; Chordata; Actinopteri; Perciformes; Cyclopteridae.
ACAGGGUGAGGAUGGUAAUCACACUAGGAGCCUUCCAGUACAAGCUGCCACAACAACUUCAACUGCAGGUAUGGCCAACGCCAUGUUGGCGGGAGUUCCUCCGGCGUUUGGUCUCUACAGCUCUCUCUAUCCUCUGAUCAUCUACUUCAUCUUCGGCACCUCCAGACACCUCUCCAUCGGUACUUUAACCAUCCUGGCCAUCAUGAUUGGGUCUGUGACAGCCAACGUGGAGUUGCUCAGUGAUGGUGGUGAAGAGAGUCAGAUUGAUGUGGAUGCGGCCAAAGUGAACGUGGCUGUACAGCUCACCUUCCUCUGUGGCCUCAUACAGCUCCUAAUGUACCUGCUGCGUGGAGGUGGUAUGGGUCGCUGGCUGUCUGACCCAGUAAUCAGAGGCUACACCACAGCAGCAGCUCUGCAUGUGAUGGUCCUGCAACUGCCACUGAUGACUGGAGUCCCUGCACAGAGACACACUGGACUGCUGACUUCACUUUGGACAUUAAAUGAUGUUCUGCACCGAGUGACCAGUGCUGUGCCAGGAGCGCUGUCAGUCUCCGUGGUUUCCAUGGUGAUACUCAUCGGAGGCAAAAUGUUGAAUGAGCGAUUUAAGGACAAGCUACCUGUCGCCAUACCAUGGGAACUUAUACUGAUUGUCUUGGGCACCAUCCUGUCGGUGCAGAUGGAUCUGGUUGGACAGCACACAGUCCAGGUGGUGGGACACAUACCCAGUGGCCUGUCUUCCCCGGUCCUUCCCUCUCUCUCUCAGGCCAGAGAGCUGUUCAUUCCAGCUCUGUCAGUGGCUCUGGUCGGCUUCAGUUUCCUCUCCGCCAUGGGCUCAGUGUUCGCCCACAAACAUGGCUACCACGCGGACAGCAGUCAGGACCUGCUGGCUCUGGCUCUGUGCAACACCAUCGGAGGAAUGUUCCAGUGCUUUGCGGUCAGCUGCUCCUUCUCUCGCAGUAUGGUCCAGGAUAGCAUUGGUGUCAAAUCACAGAUGGCCGGAUUGAUAUCCGCUCUGUUGAUCCUAACCAUCCUGUUGAAGAUUGGCCCUCUCUUUGAACAGCUGCCAAAGGCGGUGUUGGCAGUCAUCAUCCUGGUGAACCUGCAAGGGCUACUGGCUCAGUUCAAAGAUGUGUGUGUGCUCUGGAAGUCUGACAGAUUGGACCUGCUGGUGUGGGUAGCCUCGCUGCUUUCCACGCUGGUCUUUAACCUGGACCUGGGUCUGGCUGUGGCGGUCACCUUCUCUCUACUCACUCUCAUCUACAGGACGCAACACUCCUCCGCUGUUGUUUUGGGUCGUAUUCCUGGUACAGACUGUUACAGAGAUGUGAGACUCUAUACUGAGGCAAAGCCAGUUCCCGGGGUGACUAUACUCUCGUAUUCCAGUGCUAUUUACUUUGCCAACUCUGAACUUGUCUUCACACAAAUCAGACAGACAGUGAGUCGUGGUCAGAAGGAGAACCCAGCUGGAGUCCACAUCCCUUCUUCUUCCUCCUCCUCCUCAGGCCGGAUAAGGAGGCACACCCAUUGCUUGGUUCUGGAUCUCAGCUCAGUCACCUUCAUGGACUCGAUGGCCAUGUCUGCACUUUGCAAGGUUGCAGGAGACUUGGAAGUCCAAGGUGUGGGCGUGUUUCUGGCAUCUUGCCCAGAGAGAGUUUUAUCUCAGCUCCAGGCUCGGGGUUGUAAACCGGACAGCCUGUCCACCUCCGGUCUCUCCCCGUCGGUCCAUCACGCUGUCCUGCGCUGCCUCAGCACCCUGCCGAGGCCACUGGAGGAAAUCAACCCAGAUGCAAGUGAAUGUUGAACCUACAUGACUGCUGCUAUUACAGGACAGUCAAGUCCUCUCAGCAUAUCAACC